Molecule: messenger RNA, 1197 nt
Organism: Exophiala aquamarina CBS 119918
Lineage: Eukaryota; Fungi; Ascomycota; Eurotiomycetes; Chaetothyriales; Herpotrichiellaceae
Exons: 3
Coding region: 1-1197 (398 amino acids)
Biological process (GO): zinc ion transmembrane transport
Cellular component (GO): plasma membrane
Molecular function (GO): zinc ion transmembrane transporter activity
Source: RefSeq, a predicted model, not a curated record
AUGAUCCCCCGAGAUGACCUGGCGUCCCUACCACUCGACGCUCUUCUCGCGGAGUUGGAGCGUAGAGAUGAGAAGCCUGCCUGCGGAACCCGAGGCAAGCAGGGCUCCUACAACACCGGGAUCCAUGUCUUUGCACUCUUCCUGAUCCUCGCGCUGAGCACGCUAGCAUGCUCGUUCCCGGUCAUAGCGCGGCGGUUCCCCAAACUACCCAUCCCGCACCGACUCCUGUUCCUUUCACGACACUUUGGCACAGGGGUAUUGAUAGCCACGGCAUUCAUCCACCUCCUUCCCACGGCAUUUAUUUCCAUGACCGACCCAUGUCUCCCGAAUUUUUGGAAUAAGGACUAUCCUCCCAUGGCCGGGUUCAUCGCCAUGGUGGCGGUGUUCGUGGUGGUGUCAAUUGAAAUGUUCUUCGCAACUCGUGGAGCAGGUCACACUCAUGGUAGCGAAUGGGACCGGCCCGAACCAGUACAGGAGGAACAAGCACGUGGACUUUCUCUACAUCACUUAAACACGCCGGUCACGCCCUACACAGACAACAGCCCCCGGGUCCCCACCGAUUACGACGACGACGACGACAUAGAAGCGUUGGAUUCUUUGGCGGAUGAAUCUGCGACCUUGAAUCACCCGCACCGGAGGAAGAUCUCCGAGCAUGAAAACCACCUUGAGCCAACAAGGUCGUCGGACGGACAAGACCCAAAGAAACUCUUCCUGCAGUGUCUGCUCCUCGAGGCGGGCAUCCUUUUCCACAGCGUCUUCAUCGGUAUGGCGGUCUCAGUCGCAACGGGGACGCAAUUUGCCGUCCUCCUGAUCGCCAUCUGCUUCCACCAGACCUUCGAAGGAUUCGCCCUGGGCUCGCGAAUUGCGGCACUUAUCCCCGCGCUUUUCGACGCCAGUAGUCCCAAACCUUGGCUCAUGGCUCUCGCAUACGGCGCCACCACGCCGAUCGGGCAGGCGAUCGGGAUCUGGAUGCACGGGCUUUACGACCCGGCGUCCAAGGUGGGGUUGUUGAUGGUAGGCAUCACCAACGCGAUCAGUAGUGGGUUGUUACUGUUUGCCGGGUUGGUCCAGCUCAUCGCUGAAGAUUUUCUUAGUGAUCGAAGUUACGAGACUUUGAAAGGCCGACGGAGGAUCGAGGCCAGUUUCGCCGUCCUGCUGGGUGGCCUGCUCAUGGCGGUUGUGGGUGCCUUUGCCUGA